UGUGUGACUCGACGGGGGUGUCCAGCUGGGUGGGGAGGUACCUACCGACGACUCUGUAGGGACUUUUAGUUCCCUCUUUUUUUUUGGAAGGGAAGGGGAUUUGGAGUGUCUCUCGCCUUAGUAUGGGUGACCAGGCUCUCAGUUUCCUUAAGGACUUUUUGGCGGGGGGUAUCGCUGCUGCCAUUUCCAAGACGGCUGUAGCGCCUAUUGAAAGAGUCAAGUUGCUGCUACAGGUCCAGCAUGCUAGCCAACAAAUCACAGCUGAACAACAGUAUAAGGGAAUCAUGGACUGUGUAGUAAGGAUUCCCAAGGAGCAAGGCAUCAUUUCCUUUUGGAGAGGCAACUUGGCCAAUGUCAUCCGGUACUUCCCCACCCAGGCCCUCAACUUUGCAUUCAAGGACAAGUACAAGCAGAUUUUCCUUGGGGGAGUUGACAAACACAAGCAGUUCUGGCGCUACUUUGCAGGCAACCUGGCCUCUGGAGGUGCAGCGGGAGCAACAUCUCUCUGCUUUGUGUAUCCUCUAGAUUUUGCCAGGACUAGGCUAGCAGCUGAUGUGGGCAAAGGGCUGAAAGAGAGGCAGUUCACUGGGCUAGGCAAUUGCAUUGCUAAGAUCUACAAAUCUGAUGGCCUCAGAGGUCUCUACUUGGGAUUCAAUGUGUCAGUCCAGGGUAUCAUCAUCUACCGAGCUGCUUAUUUUGGCAUCUACGAUACAGCUAAAGGCAUGCUGCCUGAUCCGAAGAAUGUGCACAUCAUAGUUAGCUGGAUGAUAGCCCAGACUGUAACUGCAGUAGCAGGUCUGACAUCUUACCCUUUUGACACUGUCCGACGUAGAAUGAUGAUGCAGUCUGGCAGAAAAGGAGCAUUUACUUCUGUUUUUUUCCGCAAAAAUGCCCCAUAG
This is a messenger RNA of Thamnophis sirtalis, 899 nucleotides long. Lineage: Eukaryota; Metazoa; Chordata; Lepidosauria; Squamata; Natricidae. The record is from RefSeq and is a predicted model, not a curated record.